CAAUGUUUUGUUGAACAUCUGACUCAGAGCCUUUGGCAACACUUUCAUACAUUAUCAGCAUAAUCAGCUUCACGGAAGUGUUCGUUCCUGAGCGGUGAAUUAAGGCGUUGUGGAGAUCCAUUUGCACAUCAUGGAAAGGUCACUGAAUCUCUAGAUAACAAACUGAGACAGCCUACUAUGGCACAGAUUCCCCAGCAAGGACAGUUUACUACAACUGCUAUGGCCCAGCAAGAACAGCCACCCAUAGGCACAUUCCUUCAGCAGGGACAACCUAGUACAACUCCCCUUGUCCAGCAGGCACAUCCAACUACAAUUCCUCUUGUCCAGCAGGGACAGCCUACAACAACUCUUGCCCAACAAGGACUGUCUGCCUCAACUCCUUUUGUCCAGCAGGGACAGUCUGCCUCAACUCCUUUUGUCCAGCAGGGACAGUCUGCCUCAACUCCUUUUGCCCAGCAGGAACAGUCUGCCUCAACUCCUUUUGUCCAGCAGGGACAGUCUGCCUCAACUCCUUUUGUCCAGCAGGGACAGCCUACCACAACUCCCAUCCAUCAGCAACAGCCUACUACAACUACUUCUGUCCAGCAGGGACAGUCUACAUCAACUCCUUUUGUUCAGCAGGGACAGUCUGCCUCAACUCCUUUUGUCCAGCAGGGACAGUCUGCCACAACUCCUUUUGUCCAGCAGGGACAUGCUGCAUCAACUCCUUUUGUCCAGCAAGGGCAACCUACCACAACUCUUGUCCAACAGGAACAGUCUGGCACAACUCCACUUGCCCCAAAAGAAAAAAACAUUAUGCCCUCAUGUCUCCCUGCUCAGUAUACCCAACAAGGAAUGCCUCCAGCAGACCCACAAACUAUUACUCAGAUAUAUCAGCAUCAAGUGUCAAAUAAUCUUCAAAAUCCUCCUAUCCAUAUUGAUAACCAUCAGACGUUAGGACAUCAGGCUACAGAAUCACCAGGGGAAUGCUGCAUAGGAGUUUGCCAGGUAAAUCGAGUAAUAUUUGUAGUGAUAUUUUAG
Molecule: messenger RNA, 1020 nt
Organism: Macrobrachium nipponense
Lineage: Eukaryota; Metazoa; Arthropoda; Malacostraca; Decapoda; Palaemonidae
Exons: 2
Coding region: 178-1020 (280 amino acids)
Source: RefSeq, a predicted model, not a curated record